AUGGCUACCACAGAGAUCCCCAAAACAAUGGAAGCAAUCCGCGUAACAUCCUUCAACAACCCCUACGAAAUCCAAACAAUCCCCGUUCCCUCUCCCACCUCUCUAGCCCCUCACGACCUCCUCGUCAAAAUCGCAGUCGCAUCCUACUGCCACACAGACAGCAUGGUCUCCUCCGGCAUCUUCGCCACAUCCCUCCCCUGCACCGCAUCCCACGAAGGCUCCGGCACCGUCGUCGCUGUCGGCUCGGCGUCCGCGUCCUCAGACUUCAACUUCAAAGUAGGCGAUAGAGUCAUGUGCGGUCUCCCGCUUCACCCGUGCGGCUCCUGCUUCGACUGUACUUCUGCACCAGAGACCUUUCGGCAGUAUUGCAGCCGCAUCGAGGGCCACGUCGGGGUCCAUGUGGACGGGUGCUUUGCGGAGUAUGUCAAGGUCGACGCGCGAUCUACCGUGCCGAUCCCAGAUGCCGUCUCGUUCCUCAGUGCCGCGCCGCUGGCGUGUGCUGGACGGACGGUCUGGAGGGGUGUGGUGCAGGCUGGGCUGAAGGAGGGCCAGUGGCUUGCGAUCCUGGGGUCAGGAGGCGGGCUAGGUCAUUUGGGGAUUCAGAUUGCCAAGGCUUUGGGCUUGCGCGUCAUUGGCAUCGAUGCGCGGGACGAGGGGUUGGAGUUGACGAGGACGAGCGGCGCGGAUGUGGUUCUUGACGCGAGGAAGAAGAAGGAAGAUGUUGUGAGGGAAGCGAAGGAUGCUGCGAAUGGAGGGGAGGCUUGUGCGGUGACAAAGAUGCAUGGGACGGUGGUGCAGAUUGCGCAGCCUGAUGAGGUGAAGAUCCCGUUCCAGGAAUUGGUAUUUCGGGAUGUGAGGGUGAAGGGGAGUUUGCUGUGUUCAAGGGAAGAGAGCGUUGGGUUGAUGGAGCAUGUUGCGAAGAAUGGGAUCAAGCUCAAGACGAACGUCUUUCAUGGGCUGGACAAGAUUCAUGAGCUUGUUGAGCUUGUGCACACGGGGCAGAUGAGCGGCAAGGCUGUGAUUGUGGUUGACGAGCAGCAGAUGAGGGAUGAGAAGAAGCUCGGUGCGAAGUUUUGA
Colletotrichum lupini is the source of this 1077-nucleotide messenger RNA. RefSeq names its product alcohol dehydrogenase GroES-like domain-containing protein. Gene Ontology annotation, molecular function: oxidoreductase activity. The transcript is spliced from 2 exons. The coding region runs from base 1 to 1077 and encodes 358 amino acids. The record is from RefSeq and is a predicted model, not a curated record. NCBI's taxonomy places the organism in Eukaryota, Fungi, Ascomycota, Sordariomycetes, Glomerellales, Glomerellaceae.